Messenger RNA from Plasmodium knowlesi strain H, 9615 nucleotides. Its product is annotated as conserved Plasmodium protein, unknown function. The record is from RefSeq and is a predicted model, not a curated record. The transcript is spliced from 3 exons. NCBI's taxonomy places the organism in Eukaryota, Apicomplexa, Aconoidasida, Haemosporida, Plasmodiidae. The coding region runs from base 1 to 9615 and encodes 3204 amino acids.
AUGAGCCGCUUUUCAUUUAGGAAGAUAGUUUUUAAUGAGGACAAAUUGUUAAGCUGUGAAAAUGCCCCUAAGGACAAUGCCGCUUCGUAUAAAAGCCUCACCACAUCACAAUUUAGAACCGACAAAGGAAAAAGUGGGUUUCCCCAUCAGAGGGUCGGAAGCACGAAACUGAAUUAUGCACCAAAUUUUGAAGAUACGCCAAAUGCUGCUCCCCAGGAAAAAUGUGUUGACCAUAGAAAUGACCCCCCCGCACUGAGUAGUGCAAGCAACUUAGAGGGCAACAAAAAUAGGGGGUACAUGAAUUUGAUAAAAAAUAACGUAAGAAAUGUUAUCAGUAAUAUAAUUAAUAGUAAAUCCAUACUAGGAAGGAAAAACAAGGAAGACGUGGGAGAAGACGAGAAAAAGAAGGCAGGUGAAGUAAAGAACAAAGAAAAUAAUAGGAAUGCAGAUUUGGCCAAAGAAGUACAUUCUUCUGACACGUAUGGGACAUCAACAGAUUUCAGACGAGUGCCAGGAGGUACGGAGAAAAAAGGAAGCACCUCGAACUGGGUUAGAAGCAACCAUGAAAAUAACUCCUCCGUUGGAAAAACUUGGAUAAACUUAAAAAAUGUCUACAAGGAUGUUGCUAAAAAUGAUCACAAGAAAGAUCACAAAAACGAUCAUAAAAAUGAUCACAAAAACGAUCAUAAAAAUGAUCAUAAAAAUGAUGAGUUAAAGGUGAAUCUGAGGGGUGUGGCAAAAGACAUGGUUGAUCAGUCAAAUGGGGGUAAGAGACAGCUGAGCGGAAGGGAAACCGCAACAAAUGAACAAACUGGAGGCGCAGAAAAGAUGAACAACGGGGACAGGAGCAGAACCAACAGAAGUAACAAAGCAGUACACGAGAGAGCGCGCCAUGAUUCGGCAUCCUUAAGUGGGAGGGAAACCACAUUAAAUGGGAAGGGACAAUCGCUUAUUAGCGGAACCCCCUCCCCAACUAGCAGAGGCACAUCGCUAUUUACCAAAUCGUUCAUCUUGGGAAUAAGAAAAAAUGAAAAAAUCCACAAUAAGAAAAGCGUCUUCACCUCGAGGACCACACAAAACAGAGAAAAAUACAUAGGAAGAAAUACCUCCCCAAAUUUUCUGCACAAUGAUACUUUUCAGGAAAAUUUAAAAAAGGCAUUAAUUGACACCAUCAUGAAUCCUGACAAGGGGGAACGCACACCAGAACUGGCGGCAGCGUUAAGGACAACGACAAGGACAACGCCAAAUAUAACGCCAAGGACAACGUCAAGUAUAACGGCAAGGACAACGACAAGGACAACGCCAAAUAUAACGCCAAGGACAACGCCAAAGACAACGUCAAGUAUAACGGCAAAGACGACGCCAAGGAUAACGGCAAGGACAACCCCAACCAAUGUGCUCAACCGAAGCGGAUAUCCUGACUUACUCAGAAGGAACAACUUUUUAAAUCAAAAGGGCUCUAAACAUGGAGACAAAACAAAAAGCGUAAUAAAAUACCCGUCGCCAACCAAUGCUAAUGGUGCCAAAGCAAUUGGCUCCCACAUGAAAGGGGAUAACCUGUUGGAAAGCAAGCAGCAAAUUAUGAGGAGGUAUUCUACAGCGGUUCGGAACAGAAACUCAAUGGUAAGGAAGAACAGUGUAACGACAAAUGGAUACAUCUCCCUUAAUAAGCUAAAUGGAGAGGGAAAGGGAAAAAAAAAUAUAUCCUCUGAGGAAAGCGGUACACCCAAAAUGAUGAGCUCUAUUAGCGACGCGAAAGGUUCUGACAAAAAGGAAUUGAGUAGCAGAGAGGAUAGAAGAGCUUCUCAUAAUGAUGUCUCACCGAGCAGUGAAAAUUAUAAGAAUAAAAUAUCCUCGAGAAUAUUGCAGUUACAAAGGGGAAAAAUAGACAGGGUGAAGAAUUCAGUUCUAAAAAAUGGGAAAUUAUUUAAAGAAGCUUCACCCACAGGGGGAGAUAAAUAUAGGAAUAGUCCUGUGUCGAUACAGGGUGCACAAAAAUGGGGACUACAUAAACGGGUGGGAAGAAAUAAUGAUCCAUCUCCUGUGCAUAUGCCUAAACGAUCCAAUACGAUGAAUCUAACGAUGGUAAAUAAGGAAUGUUCAGUACCAAGCAGGACACUGAAACGGUUCGAUAGUGUAGCUAGGGAUCAGAUAAAGAAGGGGGGAAAUCUUAAAGGGGGCUACAAAUUAGAUACACGUAUAAAGGAGAAAUGUUUUUACCCAGUGGAUAAUAUUGAGAAAAUUGGCCAUACCAUUUAUGGUGUGAAAUGUAAAAGUAGAUAUAUGUCGGAAGGAGUCAAAAGUUUGGGGGGUUAUGUUAAUGAUGAGGGGGGGUCCGUGCCCACUUAUGUUGUCAAGGGGGAGCAAAUUAAUGGUGAGAUCGAACAAUCAGCAAGGGAAACGGUAAUCAACGGGAAUAACCAAAACGAUGUGAUUGAAGGACAAACGGGGAAAGCACUUCUAGAUGGGGAAAGGGAAAAAAGUGCCAACCCCAGGGAGCAUACACCAGGUGAAGUAGUCACAGGAGACGAGGUAUAUUACGACUCAUCUGCAGGGAACUCUGCACAAACGAAAUGCCUCGAAACAGAUUUAUAUGAACAUUUUAACGACACCACGAUGAUGGUGUUAAAGGGAAACUUGGACUAUGGAGAGGAGACGCCUAGAUGUGUUACCCCCAUUUUGGUAACUCGGGGGGAGGAUGAGAAUCACGUCGAUAAUCUCUACAACUGUGACAACGUAAGCGAGAAAUGCGUAAAAAUGGAAGUUACCCCUACCUAUGAGGUGGAAAAGGUGGAUACACAAGAGGGGGGAACAAACGGUGAAGCACGCAACAUUGGAGCAAACGAAAUUAGACCAGAUGAAGAUGACGAAAUUGGUUCUUCUCCCACGACAGGAAGUGACAUUUUGGCAAAUGAUCCACUUCUUGAUGAAGAUACAGAAAGAAGCAGUGGGAUCCAUGUGCGAAUAAACCAUCAAUCGAACGGAUUGCACAUCGUGUUCGGAGGAGAAGUAGCCGAAUUUUGUACAGCUGAAGAAACACUGAGGGGUGAAACGAUAGAUGCCCUUGAAAGUGAGAACGAUAAGAUAGACGAUUCAGACAGGGAGUUCAUCACCCCGGUGAAGGAGGAGAAUUCCUUCAAGGAUCGCUCAUCGGAUAAUGUCAGGAACCAUGUACAAAUGGAUAUGGAAAAUAACAUCCCCGUAAAGGAAGAACAAAAGGGGGAUGCCAUAAUUCGAGGUGAUAGUCGUGACAUAAUAGAUGAAAGAGGGAACAAUUACGAUGAGGAAAAUAGGGGAGUAGCCGAAAUAGGGAACAGGAAAAAAAACGAUUAUAUAUGCAUAAGAGUAGAAUCCCAAGAUGAGGAUGUCAUUACUGAGAAUGUGAAAAUUUACUUAAAGAGCAAAAGCCAAGAGGAUGGAUUCAAAGCCAAGUUGAGAGGGGUUACCUCUAAAAGUUGUAUAACUAGCCAAAGCGUAAAAAAUGAUGAGAAUAUUUCGGCGCAAGUGAAUAUUGGGCAGGUGAGCAAAACGGCCAUUGCACACGACCGCGUGGGAAUUUGGAACUUCAAAAGGGGGAGCAAAACGGGGGAGGUUAUUAUAGGAGUGGGGCAUUCGGAAGAAGGGGGAGAAACGUGCGACGAAGAAAGGAUGAUCUUGGAAGGAGAGCACGAAGAAAGCUCAUGCAUCCAACGUAACGGUAAAGGUGUGCUACCCCGAUGUGAGAGGUGCGUAGUGGGAACCGAACCACCUGAAGCACACCACGGAAAGCGACUCCAAUCUAGGUUAAGUGAGAAGAAGAGCACACCGCAAAAACUUGGAAGGAGAAAAAACGGUGCACGUAAAAAAAGUAGUGCUAUUUGUGGAGACGAACAAAGCAAUAAGAGGGAAAACCAUUUUAAGGCAGCCCAGAUAUGUGGGAAGCAUUUCCCUCCAAGGAGGCACAAAAUGGUAAGGAAAAAUAACAUGUAUAAUUUCAGCUCUAAGUACAAGAGGAAUUACAACCUCAGUUUGGAUAACCGCAAGGUGAAGGGAAGAGACGUGGCAAGCCAUGGAAAAAAGAACGAACAGUUGAAUACACAUAUAGGGAGGGUCUUCUCAGAUGAAGGGAUAAUUAUACAGGGGGGGGCAUUUACCGGUGCUCAGAAGGGGAACAUCUGUUCCAAUGAAGGGAUUCCUGAUAAAUUACGCAGUGGGGUAAAAAGGAAAAUUCGUAAAGUCCUGACAAAUUCUACUACACCCAGUCAACUUUUGAAGAAAAAAAAAACGCAGCCAAGUUCUGCCGAAAAGAGCCCUUCCCUUGGAAAAUUGGAAUGCAGGGUAGGAAAGUCUAGGGAAGAUGAGGGACGCAAAAAGAGGAAAGGAAAUGAGUUAAAAAUGGGGGAUGAAUAUGGUGUAGUGGUAUCCGAGGUGGGGGAAAUGGUAGAGUCGUCAUCCCAGGUGGAGAAAAUGGGAGACAUGGCAGACGAGACAAGCGUGGCAGGCGCACCCGCGGGUAAACACGCAGAAUCCGUCUUCCGCGAACACGAGUGGAUGGGCUUGAUCCUGCAGAUAAUAGACAAUGAUAAUUUCGAGCUAGCCCAAAAGUUGAUGCUCUUGAUUUUCGAGAAGGAGGAGGAAUUAUACAUACAGUUCUUAGAUGUGGAGAGGAGUGAAACGAGCACGUGCGCCGAUUUUUCCCCCCUCAGCCGGGCAGACGGGACAAGCGGAACAGAUGAUCCGAAUCGAAUAGACGAACCGUAUCCAGCAGACGAUCCGAAUACAGCAGAGGAACCAAACCCAGCAGGCGAACCGAAGAAUAGAUCUGUGUGUAGUGCAGGUGGUGCAUCGAAGCAGGGGGGAAAGGAAGUGUCUCAUUACAUGGAGCAAAUUAUCCACGCCUGCCCAUCAGAUUGGCCCCUACUAGACAUAGCCAUACUGAUAAUCGUCUCCCAAAUAGUAUGCUACAUUUUUACCCAUAACAAAUGGAAGUACUUUUUUCAGACCUGCGUUUUAUUUGAAAAAUUCUGUAUUCCCAUCUUGUUGAAUUCGUCUAUAAUUAAUGCAGAGAAAAAUGGAGCUCCCAUCUUGUUGUUUGAACACGACUUCUUUUGCAAAAUAUUGAUAACUGGUAAUGCAGGAGAGGAGCUCUCCGCCACUGCGAUGAAAUACCGCUGUGAGUACUUAAAGAAUGACCACGUAGGUAAAGAAAGGACCAUUCUGGACGUGAUUUUCCUGGCACUGGCUUCCUACAUUACUGUGAGCCAAAACGUAAAUGAGUAUGUCGAAAAGAACAACCUUGCGUACUAUUUGAACUUGUUUCGCAAGAAAGCCUGUGAAGGGGAGGCCGAGGAGGAGAAACGGAAAAGGAGAAAGAGGAAGCUGUUUCGCGUGAGCAAUCAAAUGAGGAGGGGCUUCCAAAGCGGGGAUGAUCAUCACCAAAAAAGGCCUAGUAACCACUCCAAUUACACCGGAAAGAAGCAGCGAUUUUCCGAACCCCUGCAUAAGAAAAAACCAAGUGAAGACCAAUACCCAUGUGAGAGAGCCAAGAGGAGAAGAUUGACAUACGAGAAAAGUGUGAAGCGGAGGCUGAGCAUUCUGAGAACAUCUCAAUGCAUCACCUCAAUGGACAAGCAUUCGAUGCGUCCAAAAAGUGCCUGUCUUGGCGCGUACCGUAGGAAGGAAAUUACUCCCAGAGAAGGCAGUGAAAACCGACAGGAGGAUAAUCAAGCGGCAAAAUUCUACCUCUUUAGGAAUAAAAAAAUUGAGACCAUUGUACAAUACCAUACUAGGAGCCACUUAGAAAAAAUGUUGUGUCAUAUUGUUAUCGAAAUAUUUAACUUGGUGUAUGCUUUUGGGGAGUACUCCGUGGAGAAUGUGCUUAUCAUUAGGAAGUUUUUCCGCGUGUUCCUAAACUUUGCGCAGAAGAAAUUCAUAGGCUUGUCUGUGCGUGCGCACUGUUGGGGAAGUGGCAAGAUUUGGGAUGGGCAGUUUUCUGGCGGUGAGCUUUGGGGAGAAUUGGACAGCAAAAUACAUACUAACGCAAGCGCUACGGGUAUUUCUUCCUUUGCCGCGAAUAUGUGUGUCGUGAUUCCCCCACCCCAGCGGAUAUAUGACAGCUACUACAACGUGUGGAUUUGGGUGGAAAGAAUUUUUUCCGAAAAUUUUUACGAACUGAACAAUUUGUUGUACAACGUAGGGAUGGAGAAAAAGAGCCUCGUAGGAGACAAUAAUUUGAAUGCGAAUUAUGAGAAGAUAGAAACGAUUAGUAGAAACGUGAAAAGAUUCUGCACCUUGCAGAGGCGGAAUUGCUCUGUGUUGAGAAAGUACUGGGCGACCUUCGGGUGCAAGGAGGGAAUUGCACCAAAUGGAGAAAGAGAUGUAGGCGGAGUAGUUGGUAAUAGUGGUGAAGGAAGAAGCGCAAGCCUAUCACGAUCAGAUAUGGUGACAUCCAUGGAAAAAGCAUCCAUCGGUUUGGAAUCCCACGAAUGGAUCCCUACGGGAGAGCUAAACAAGGAAAACUUGCGGAAACAUAGAAUUCUCGAUAAGGUUGAAAAAAGGGACCACUCAAACGAUAGGCUGACAUUCGAAUUCUUAAGUGUAGUCGAAUGCAUCUAUCAUGUAUAUCACUCAAUGGAAGAAAUUCCGUCUUUUCUUCAUUUAAGAAAACAGAAAAAAUAUUUUGCAAAUGACAUGGGUAGUAGCGAAACGGGAAAUGGCAAAGUAUCAAGGGAGAUACCUUCUUUUAAUGCAUCUACAGAUGGAAAAUUUGAUGAGGAUAGAAACUAUUCUAAUCCAAGCCAAGAGAUAUUACUUCUGAACCAUCAAAUGGAUGGUAGCAAUUGCUACAGAAAAGGGGUGAGUACCCAGUUUGGAUGGACAACGAGUGCAGCGGUGGAGGAUAAGACCGAUCACUGGAUUAGACAGCUAAAGAGGAGGUUAAAAAUAUAUGACAUAGAGUGGCAUGAAGAAUAUGAAAAGAAGUAUGUAAAUUUGGCUAGCUCGAUGAAGAAGUUAAAAAAAAAAUUCAAGGAAAAAAAGUUGUUUUAUAAGAUGAUGGAAAGUGAUGUAAAUUCCAUUUGGCUAGACAAAAACCAGGUGUAUCUUCAAUACAUCCAGAUAACGAUAAAUUGUAAAUUUCUUUUGGGUUGUUCCUAUGAUGAAAUUUUCCAGUUCAUAAAAGGGAACUAUGGCUUUGUGUUUAAUAUGGUGGAAGAGAUGCAGAGGGACUUAGCCGGUUGCACGAUUCCUCCUCCACCUGAGGUUGGGAGGAGAAAGUAUCAAGAUGGCAAUUUUCUGCUCAUGGCAUGGGAAAUUGCGAACUUUUAUUUUUGCAUUUUAUAUUACAAAUUUGAGUUGAAGGAAAUUUUGCAAGAGUUACUAAAGUGGAUUUCUAUUUUUAGUAAAUUGGAGGAGGGGGGUAGACAUGGUUUUUCCUUACUGACGUAUAAACAGCGAUGCGUAUCAUACGCCGCGCAUAUUUUAAUUUUCCUGAAUGAGUACACCUGCGCAAAGAGGAUACUGAAGGGGUUUAAGUUGAAGUUCCUGCAAAAUGUACGGCAAGGUCAAUGGGAAAAUAAUGGUAACCCAUUAAGUGGAAAAACAUUCGAACCACAGUGCACAGAGCAAAGCAGGCCAAGCAUCGUUCCCACGUGUGAAAGAACAGCUGUGCAGGCACACACCAUGAAUAAAUGCUAUUUGUACGACAAGUGGAUAAACUUCAUGAUUAGAAAGUACAACCGUCUGAUUCCCUUUCUCUUGAAAAAAAAGAAUAUCGUUAAGCUAAUUCUUUUUAAUAAUAAAAAUGUAAAAAUUCUGCUGAAGAAGAAGAAAGAAAAAAUUAUCAUAAAAAAAGUGAUGAAUAAAAUGGAGCAACUGCAGAAAGUUGUUUUGUCUCUCUAUUGUCUCUGUGUUAAGCUAUACAAAAGGUAUUACGACCACGCGUCCAUUUUGCACUUCAAGACAGCACAGCAGUUGUUGAUCGCUUCCAAGUAUUUGGGCAUUCAUAUUAGGGAGAGGGAUUUAGGGACGACUUAUUUUCCAUCAGAUGGCGCAGAUGGUGCUGAGGUGAAAAUGGGAAAAACGCUUCUGAAUGAAUUGCCCUACCAUGGGGCCUCAAACAAUUUUCUAAAUAUGGAUGGUGAAGGGAAUUUAUUUUCUGCAUGCUCUUUUGAUGAUGUGAUGGGUAGAUCCCCUGCGGGAGGUCGCGCAGCCGCGGAGUGGGCUUCCCCUGGGAUGUACUUGCGUACGGAGAGUAGUAGUUCUCACGUUAGUCCUCACCUGGGAAAAACCGAUCUGCACGAAGACAGCCAAAACAACGAUGACAUGUUCUAUCUUCACGCGCUUAUCCUGAGCAUACAGAUACAGUACACUCUCUCGGUGUGUAUUAUAAUUUGUGCAGAUUUGUUUAUUUCCCCUGUCAAAUUAAAUCGACUUGCUGGGGGAAGUAGAGCCAAUAAACACCCGCCUGCAGUGACCAAGGCGAAGCAUCAUCAUCAUCCCCCAUAUGUGAGAUCAUUAUUUAACUGCAGAAUUUUGAGAAAACAUUUCAGAGUUAUAAAUGGGCAAGAGUUUGCCAAAAGGAAAGGUAGCAAUAAGGAAAAAGGAAGGAAGAAGAAAAGGAAAAAAAAAAAAGAACCCGCACGUUGUGGUGGUCUGGGGUUGUCUGGUCAUAUGCACAUGUACUACGUUAACUAUGUUGAUAGAAUGGCUAGCAAGAGAAAGGACCGUGAGGGUUUUUUAUCUGGGGUGGAGUUAGAAACGGAUAAAAAAGUUACCUACGGUGUUCAGCGCGCAGGUAAGUUGUGUAACCAUGGAAAGUUGUCACACGUAGGAGAUACCUCCAAAGAUUCACCUACGUAUUGUUGGCACGACCGCCCAUGGAGCAAUCAGCCGGACCGAGACUGUCUCUCUGAUAUCGUAAUGGAAAAAACGAAUAACUCCCCGGAGAGGGAAUGGACAUCUCCACAGAGUGCCAUCCCCAGUGACUGCCUGAACGAUCACCAUAAUGGUUAUCAUUAUGACCACUAUGGUGACUACCGUAAUGGCUACCUUAGUGAAUGCCUGCCUGGUCGCUACGAAAAUUUCAAAAAAUCAAUUUUAAAAAAAAGGGAGAACAACCUGAACACCUGUGAUGGAAAGUUGAAGGAGAACGGGGAUGAUUGCACAAUGCAGGAGAGGGGACCAAACCCUGUCGACACAAGAAACGCUUAUCACAUCCUAGUGCAAAUUUCGACCUGGCUAAGUAAAAACUCGGCUGCGCAACUUGCAUGGAUUGGUCAGAAGCUUUUUAAGAUGUGCCUUCCGGAACUGUUAUGCAUCGUCUUGGCACUACAAGCCAACAUGUUCAUGGGAAAGAACAUUUUAACGAACAUAAAACGGAUCGACCGCAUACUCAAACUGUGCGCAGAGAGCCCGCAGUUGGUUUACUUCGCCGCGGAGUCGUUGAAAAAUCACAAAAGUAAGACAAAUAGGAGGACAUACAAAAAUUACUUUAGCAUAGGCAAAAGGUACAAGGAAAUUUUUCACAAGAGAAAAAGAGAUGUCAUCAACUCGAAGGAAGAGCUCUUUCAACUGUGUCGGCAUUUUUUACCAUGCGAUGGGGUGAACCAAGGGAACAACCACAGCAAUGCAAUUUGA